AUGUCUACAGUCGCUGAAUCCGCCGCUAUCGCCCCGGCCCACGUGCCGCGGGUGCCCAUCCCACCUCGAGGCGUCGACUAUCGCGGUAAAAUUGUCCUCGCCCCCAUGGUUCGCUCGGGCGAACUCCCCUCCCGCCUCCUAGCCCUGCACUACGGCGCAGACUUAGUCUGGGGCCCCGAAACUAUCGACCGAGCCAUCGUCGGUGCCGAGCGUCGUGUGAACCCGCGCAACGGAACCAUCGAGUUUACCCGAGUCCCCUCGAACGGCGGCCGCGCCGAAAAGGCUGUCAAGGAAUCGGUCAUCUACCGCCUCGACCCCGAGCGUGAGAAGGGCAAACUUGUCUUCCAGCUGGGUUCCGCCAACCCGGAUCUUGCUGUGCAGGCGGCCAAGGUCGUUGCUGGCGAUGUGUGGGGGAUUGACCUCAACUCGGGUUGUCCCAAGCCAUUCAGCACCAGUGGCGGGAUGGGUGCGGCUCUGCUGCGAACCCCGGACAAGCUGGUGUCAAUUCUCGAGGCCCUAGUCCGGGAGGUCGGCGAACCCUACCAGAUUGGCAUCUCUGUGAAGAUUCGUAUCUUGGAGACCCCUGAACUGACCGAGGCCCUGGUCUCGCGUCUCGUCCGUACCGGCAUCACCGGACUGACGGUCCACUGCCGCACAACGCCGAUGAGACCGCGCGAGCGAGCUAUUCGCGAUCAGCUGCGUAUGAUCGCAGACAUCUGCCACAAGGCAGGUGUGGCGUGUGUGAUGAACGGCGACGUGACCUCUCGCGACCACGGACUGAAGCUUAUGGAGGAGUACGGCGUUGACGGAGCCAUGAUCGCCGUCUCGGCCGAGGCCAACUCGUCCUGCUUCCGCACCGAAGAAGCUGGCGGACUCGCUCACUGGCGUGAUGUCGUCUACCAAUACAUCAAGUUCUGCAUCGAGAGCGAAAACCGCUACGGCAACACAAAGUAUCUCCUCAACAUGCUCAUUCCUGGCAAAGCGCAAGAGUUCAAAGAAGCCAAGCAAUCCAAGACAUACACGGACGUCUGUCGUCGCCUCAAAUUCGACGACCUCGUCCCUCAGGCAAUGCAGCUCGACGAGAUCCUGGACCUCACCCAGAAGCAGGAGUUGAAUGGUCCCACUCAGCCCUCCGCCCCGAAAGCCGUGCAGAACGCCAGGGACAACAAUGAAUCUGCGCGUGCGGCCGGAGGCGAUAACACGAGGCCUAACAAAUCCAAUGCCUCCACUACGUCCAAUGUUGGUCCCAUUCGCACCUCGUCUUUUCCACACCCAGCUAAAGCAGCCAAGCCUCCCUCUGCGGUCGAGACAAACAACUCUCCCUCCACUCCCGCCGCCGCCGUCGCCGUCGAUGCACCGGUCUCAGCUCCAGAGAUUUCGCAACAGCCUGGUGUGACUGCGUGA
Molecule: messenger RNA, 1404 nt
Organism: Penicillium oxalicum
Lineage: Eukaryota; Fungi; Ascomycota; Eurotiomycetes; Eurotiales; Aspergillaceae
Product: tRNA-dihydrouridine(20) synthase (NAD(+))
Exons: 1
Coding region: 1-1404 (467 amino acids)
Biological process (GO): tRNA dihydrouridine synthesis
Cellular component (GO): cytoplasm
Molecular function (GO): tRNA dihydrouridine synthase activity; flavin adenine dinucleotide binding
Source: RefSeq, a predicted model, not a curated record